AAGUUAUCAUGUGACGUAUAUUUCAUUAAUCGUUGUCAAUAUGUAAUAUGGAAACAGCUUAUGAACAGGACUUUUAUUUUGAUGUGUGUUGUGACGUCAUGAUGUCGCACCAGUGUUUGCAGUGAUUCGGCUGACAGGUGGAACAACAGAGAUCUGCGUGACAUGACAUUAUAAACAUGGAGUUUGUUAAAGAAGAGAGUGAAGAAAUACGUAUUCCAGAUCCGAGCAGAGUGAAAGAUGAAAACCCUGAUGAGAAAAUAGACGUGAUGCUACAGAAAGAGGAAAGCCAAGAAGCGAAUGAAGUGGAGGAGAAACAUGAAUUCACAAGUGGAGAAAAAUCUCUUAAUUGCACAGAGGCCGAAAAGAAUUUCUCAGUAAAAAGAACUCAGACAACAACAUCUAAAAGUUCUUUCACUUGCCACGACUGUGGAAAGAGUUUCUCGCGUGAAAGACACUUUCGUAGCCACAUGAGAAUUCAUACCGGCGAGAUCCCAUUUACCUGCCAACAGUGCGGAAAAAGUUUCUCCAGUGAAGGACACCUUCGGAUCCACGUGAGGACUCACACUGGAGAGCGGCCUUUCAUUUGCCCUCAGUGCGGAAAGUCUUUCUCACACAGAGGAAAUCUUAAGUGUCACAUAAGGGUUCACACUGGAGAGAUGCCUUAUACGUGUCAUCAGUGCGGAAAGAGUUUCGCUCAACAAAGACAGCUGAAAAGUCAUUUGCAACUUUCUUGUGGAGACGUACUGCAGUGUUCAGAGUGUGGAAAGAGAUUUGCGGACAAGAUCUGCUUCUUUAACCAUCUGCGCAUUCACCCCGGAGAAAGGCUGUUUGACUGCAAGCACUGUAGUAAAAAGUUUCUUUUGCAGUCUCACUUAGAGAUACACAUGAAAAGUCACAGUGACGAGAGGACUUAUGUGUGUUCUUUGUGUGGAGAGGGUUUUAAAUGGCUCGAUAAUUUGAAAUCACACCAGAAAAUGCACGCUGGUGCCGGAGUGAGCUACUUGAAACAGCAGCAACGAAUCCACACUGAGGAAAAAACAGACAAGGACUCAAAUAGUGCAGAGAUUUCCACUUCCCCAGAAACAUCAAGAACGCAAGAAGGAGUGCCUGCUGGAGAGGAGCUAUACGGCUGUUCUUCAUGUGGGAUGAAUUUCAGCACAUCAAUUUUUCUAUUGGCUCAUAAAAAGAGGCACUGCCUGAAAUAGCCAUAAAGAGCAACGCUCAUCUUUUGAUACGUGGUGUGAAAUUAAGAUGCACCAAAAUGUGGAAUUUCUCCCAAAAGAUGAUCAUUUGAUGCAAGUUUUGCACAGGAAGAUGUCAAAAUAUUUGUUCAAUAAACAUAUAUGGCUUUGC
This is a messenger RNA of Labeo rohita (rohu), 1353 nucleotides long. Its product is annotated as gastrula zinc finger protein XlCGF8.2DB-like. The transcript is spliced from 3 exons. The coding region runs from base 177 to 1205 and encodes 342 amino acids. Gene Ontology annotation, cellular component: nucleus. Lineage: Eukaryota; Metazoa; Chordata; Actinopteri; Cypriniformes; Cyprinidae. Gene Ontology annotation, biological process: regulation of transcription by RNA polymerase II. Gene Ontology annotation, molecular function: DNA-binding transcription factor activity, RNA polymerase II-specific; RNA polymerase II transcription regulatory region sequence-specific DNA binding. The record is from RefSeq and is a predicted model, not a curated record.